Trichoplax adhaerens is the source of this 1311-nucleotide messenger RNA. RefSeq lists its product as uncharacterized. Gene Ontology annotation, biological process: L-phenylalanine catabolic process. Gene Ontology annotation, cellular component: cytoplasm. NCBI's taxonomy places the organism in Eukaryota, Metazoa, Placozoa, Uniplacotomia, Trichoplacea, Trichoplacidae. The transcript is spliced from 14 exons. The record is from RefSeq and is a predicted model, not a curated record. Bases 1 to 1311 code for a protein of 436 amino acids. Gene Ontology annotation, molecular function: homogentisate 1,2-dioxygenase activity.
AUGUCGGAAAUGGAGUAUUUAUCCGGAUUUGGUAACGAAUUCUCGUCAGAAGCUUUGCCUGACGCUUUACCUAAGGGCCAGAAUAGUCCACAGAAAUGCCCUUAUGGUCUGUAUGCCGAACAAAUAUCUGGGACUGCAUUUACCUGUCCUCGGGAGACAAAUCAAAGAAGCUGGUUGUAUCGAAUCCACCCUUCUGUACAGCACGAACCGUUUAAAGCCAUGGAAAGAGGAAAUUUGUCUCAUGAUUGGGAUGAGCAGCAUCCUAAUCCUAAUCAGCUUCGUUGGAAACCUUUCGAUCUUCCUUCAAACGAUCAGGAAAUUGAUUUUGUCCAGGGAUUGGCGACUGUGUGCGGUGCUGGCAGUCCUCGUGAACGAAAUGGCACAGCGAUUCAUAUCUAUGCCUGCAACAAAUCUAUGACAAAUAGAUGCUUCUAUAACAGCGAUGGUGAUUUCUUAAUUGUUCCACAGAAAGGAAAGUUACGCAUUACUACAGAAUUUGGUAAACUAGAUGUAAACCCUAACGAAAUUUGCGUCAUCCAACACGGAAUCCGUUUUUCCGUAGCAAUUGACGAACCAAGUAGAGGAUAUAUUUUGGAAGUUUGGGGCGUUCAUUUUCGGUUACCUAAUUUAGGACCGAUUGGUGCAAAUGGGCUAGCAAAUCCCUUCGACUUCUUAAGCCCUAAGGCUAGUUUUGUCGAUGAGACAUACGAAGAUGGCUUUCAGGUCGUUAAUAAAUAUCAGGGACAUUUAUUUUGCGCCAUGCAGGAUCAUUCUCCAUUUGAUGUUGUUGCUUGGAGAGGAAACUUUGUUCCGUAUAAAUAUGAUCUUAGUAACUUUAUGGUUAUAAAUGCUGUUGAGUUUGAUCAUGCGGAUCCUUCAAUAUUUACUGUCCUUACGGCUCCUUCCAAUACGCCUGGUGUUGCGAUUGCAGAUUUUGUAAUCUUUCCUCCCCGGUGGGCUGUACAAGAGCAUACAUUUAGACCUCCUUACUAUCACAGAAAUUGUAUGAGCGAAUUUAUGGGACUGAUCUCGGGACAAUAUGAAGCGAAGGAAGAAGGUUUUGCUCCAGGUGGUGCUAGUUUACACAGCAUGUAUACGCCUCAUGGACCUGACACUCAAUGUUUUGAGCAAUCAUCAAAUGGAGAGCUUAAACCCUUUCAUAUUGGAGGCACUAUGGCAUUUAUGUUUGAAACUUCGUUUGGUUUAGCGUUAACCAAGUGGGGAGAAGAAGUUUGCCGUAAAAUUGACCCAAAAUAUUACACUUGUUGGUCUGACUUGAAAAAGCACUUUGAUCCUAAUUGGAAGCCAUAA